Messenger RNA from Aplysia californica (California sea hare), 739 nucleotides. RefSeq names its product 60S ribosomal protein L7. The record is from RefSeq and is a predicted model, not a curated record. Gene Ontology annotation, molecular function: structural constituent of ribosome; RNA binding. Gene Ontology annotation, cellular component: cytosolic large ribosomal subunit. NCBI's taxonomy places the organism in Eukaryota, Metazoa, Mollusca, Gastropoda, Aplysiida, Aplysiidae. Gene Ontology annotation, biological process: maturation of LSU-rRNA from tricistronic rRNA transcript (SSU-rRNA, 5.8S rRNA, LSU-rRNA).
CACUUUUUCAUGUAUACAACAAUUCUACUUCCUUUUUAUCCGAACCAAAAUGGCAGACAAGCAAGCAAAUCUGCCUAGGGUGCCUGAGUCCCUGCUCAAAAGACGCAAGCGGGUGGCCGUAAGCAAAGCAAAGGCACUGAAGGCACAGUCUGCUGAGAGGAAAAAACGUGCUUCAAAGAAGAAAGUCAUCUUCAACCGUGCUGAGAAGUAUGUCAAGGAAUACAGAGCCAAGGAGCGCGACGAAGUCCGUCUUGCUCGCAUUGCCAAGAAAGCUGGAAACUUCUACGUCCCGGCGGAACCUCAACUGGCUUUCGUCAUCAGGAUUAGGGGUGUCCCCAAUCUGAAGACAGUGAGGGAGCUCAUUUACAAGAGAGGAUACGGCAAGGUCAACCAUCAGAGAAUUCCUCUGACAGACAACGCCAUCAUCGAGAAAGAGCUUGGUGCCAAGAACAUCAUCUGUAUGGAGGACCUGAUCCACGAGGUGUUCACCGUGGGCUCCAACUUCAAGUACGCCUCCAACUUCCUGUGGCCCUUCAAGCUGUCCUCCCCUCUGGGCGGCUGGCGACGCAAGUACAACCACUUCAACGACGGUGGUGACUACGGCUUCAGGGAUACCAAGAUUGAUGCCCUGGUCAAGCAGAUGAUCUAAACUUGGGACUCAAUUUGAGAAAUGAAACCUUGUGAGGUAGAUGGAGGUGAAACUGAGAAGGCUAAUAAUAAAGUUGCCUGUGACACUAUA